UGAUAUCUUUACAUGAUAUGGAUAUUGUAAAUUAAAUAAAGUACACAUUGCUGCCUCUCUUGAUGAUUAAACAUCAUAUUAAGACUCUUUUAUCAUUGGAAAAGACCAUCGAGCCUUAAUCUACUUAUUUUUCUUUCCCAAAGCAAAUGCGUGAUACUUAGUCAAGAAAUUAGAGAUGAUACCGACAAGGAUGAUUCGAUCUUUAUGCAAAAUAGCAUGUAUUCUAGCCUUUAUGCCAGAAGCCUCUUCGAAACCUGAAUUUUACGGAGCAACGAUGAGCGUUGUGUUAACGAACGUCACUAAAGGGAAAAUAUUGGCUGAAGUUAACGUCAUGACCGGCUGGAGGUUGGGCUCCGGACCAUGUGGGCCCACUUGCAGUCUGAUUGAUGUUGGCAAUUCAUCAACAUCUCAGCGUACGUUUAUUGAAAACAAAAAUAACGAUUUCUACUAUUUUGGAAAUUUUACAGUUGAAUAUCAAACUGGCUCAGAACACCAGACUUCCGACCUUUAUAUAACAUCCAAUUACACGGAACAUGUUGUUGCCGUUAGCACAACUGAAACAUGGGAAUUGCUUUCAAUGAAGUUUUACGCGUUACUACAACCUCCCGAAAGUAAGGAGGAUAUAGUGUUUGAUGGAAAGUUUUGGUAUAGCCAUAUUAAGCCGGGUGACCCUAUUCGUUGGCAUUUACAAGUAAAACUAUUUAACCAUAUAAGAAAUGAUACCAAUACGUUUAACAGAAUUCCAAGGGCAGUUUCAAAACCAUACUACAAGAUCCAGCUUGAGCACAACACAACGAUUACAAUUCCUGUUGUGGACGAUGAUGGCGAUUUUCUGUCUUGCAAGCCGGCAUCUGGAGUUGAGAGCUUUGGCAUUUCGUUUCCACCUCCGGACAUGAAAGGAAUUCAUAUAAGUGGGGCUUGUUCAGUCACAUUUGAGGCCUAUACAUCCAACAACUUCAUAAAAGGCAUGGUGAUUCCUGUUGUUCUUACAGUAAAGGACUUCCCGCGAUAUCCCAUUGAGUUUGGUGCUUUCACACCAAACGAUGAUGGCUCAACUUUGAGUAAAAUACCCGUGCAGUUUCUUGUAGAAGUUGUUCAAUCCUUGGACACUCCACGUUUUGUACCACCUACAUACGGAUCAAAUCACCAGUUUGUAGUCUUCAAAGGUGCAAGUUGGGAAACAACCAUUUAUGUUAACUCAGGAACAAGUCCUUUAGAUGGUCUACGUUUAAUUUGCGACAGUAACCACUUUAAAUCAAGCAUUGUUCAACGGGAUCCAUCAAAAACAGAUGUUUCAUUCGCCACAGUUUACUGGGCGGAUCAAUUUUCUCAGGCAAAAAAGUCGAUUGUGUGCGUUACUGCAAUUGACCAGAACAUGGUGGAAUCUGCAGAGUUACUAUGCUUUCUAAUUGAAUACAUAGACUUCCAAUUCACCUUUUCGCAACCCACGAAUUCUAGUGGGCGACCACAUUUUAUAAACGUGCCUUCUCAAAGUGAGAAUAUCACAUGUCCAAUUAAUGCAACAUGCAUAAUACCAGUGUUCGUCUUUUCCUCCAGGCCGGUCAGUAAUAUAAGCAUAAUCGACAGUCGUGUUAACUUCACGGACAUAACUCCAGUUUCUCCGGACAAUACUACAAGUAAAACGUACCGAUCGGAUCUUUAUAUCAGACACCUGGUUGCAGAGGAAAUUAAGCUUUGUCUGAAGGCCGAGGACAUUAAUGGGAAUCCCAGCGACGUGCUGUGUUUUCGUAUGGAUUACGUACCUCCUGAUCCAUGUUUGCAAAAGCCAUGUUUAAAUGACGGCAUAUGCUUCUCAGACAAGAUUACCGGGGAUUUUGUUUGCAAGUGUAUAAAUGAUUUUACGGGCCAAUAUUGUGACAAAGGAAAAGAUCCAUGCACACCUAAUCCAUGUCGACAUGGCGUUUGUUAUGAUAGCGCGGUACCUUAUUACUGCUAUUGCACUGACGACGGGAUAAAUCCAAAUCAAUACGAAGGCGAUAACUGUGAAAUUUGUAAGGAUCCACUUGCCUGCGAAGCAACCACCUCCACAACAACAGCAGAGCUUUCGACCGGAGUAACAACCGAAACAUCAGGUACCGCGGAAACGACCGAGUCAUUCACUACACACGAGUUGACCACUAAAUCGGAAGCCACAACGAAAAUUAUUUGUUCCAAGACGGAAGAGUUGACAAGAGAAGAUCUUGUUACAAUGAAGAAAACCAUUUACUCGGGGUAUACAAGUUGCGUGUGUAAUAUCGACGGAAAAAGUAAAGAAAUAAUUAAAAAACAGCCCGUUCUUCAGUUGCUUGUGGCCUUAAAGAUGGCAGGCUUUGGCGCUGCUGGGAUGACGGUUAUUGUUCUUUUCUCUUGUACAGUGUAUGCACUGAAAUGUCGAUCAAACCGAAAACGAACAAUACAUGGAGAAGUUAAUCAGGUUCGGCCCGGGCCCAGUAGGGAUCCCUAACGCGACUGCGUCGACGCGUCCAUGACAAGAGAUCAGCAAGUGCUGAACCUUUACUACAUAAAUACACAACGAAGAAUAGAAAAGCUAGUCAGAGACAAUUUGCCAAACAGACAUUGUGUCGAUGUUCAUAAGCACUGGCACAUAAGUUAUUAGCAUAGUGUUGCAAAACUAUUUUUUCUGAACAUCGCGUGUUUAUAUAAACUUAAUUAGAAUAAUCCUUUAAAUUCUGAUCACAACUUGUGGAAGUUGUUACACCACAUAUCCAUGUUUAAGAUAUAUUGGUCAUUAAAAUGUCGGCGCUUUAGGUAAAACAAUACAAAUGCAUUAAAUUUAGUUUUUUUCUUAGUUAAAUGUUAACAUGAACAGAACUUUGGAAUUGAAAUAACAUACACAUUGUUAUACAUGUGUAUAUCAAUGACUUCUAUUCUAUUCUAAUUCAGCGCAUGUAUUUUUUCAUUAUAUUGUAUAACCCCACGUUCAUGAAGGCCUUAUUUAUUUGUUCGCCUGUACAUUAGACUGCCCGUUCGUCUAUCGCGCGUUAAUUGAAUAGCAUUGUAACUUAUAGUGAAAAAACUUUGCAUAAAGAUUGACCAGCGCCGGUUAUUUUAAUUUACUCAUGUUUGAAGUAAACUGAAUUAUAACCGUUGUAAGAAUACAAAUAAUAAUUCUGAACUUGAAUAAUAACUAUAUAACAAUAACAAUAUUUUGCUACAGUAAUACAUCUUAACAAAAACUAUUAACGAGAAUUUGUCACGCAUUACUAAAAAUAUUUAUUCUUUCAUGAAUAAACUGUGCAAUGACAUUGGCCGACAUCGGUCGGGUACAUUUUAUUAACUUGACAUAAUGAAAUUAUUGCAUGUUAAAAUGUUUGUUUGUCAAAUACAGAUUUUUGUUUCAAUGGUACUUAACAAAUGCAAGAAGAAUUUUCAAAUUUAUGUAGCGAUGCAAACGUUAGUAAACAUUUCAUAAUAUUCAUUGAUUUUAUUGUAUUUUCACGGUAAUUGUUAUUUUAACCGGCCAUACUGGUUUAUUGUAACAUAAUUAGAAGUAUGCAUGUAUUAAUUAAUCAAGAAGUUUAAUAAACUGAAAAAUACA
Molecule: messenger RNA, 3559 nt
Organism: Dreissena polymorpha
Lineage: Eukaryota; Metazoa; Mollusca; Bivalvia; Myida; Dreissenidae
Exons: 18
Coding region: 176-2464 (762 amino acids)
Source: RefSeq, a predicted model, not a curated record